AUGUCUAUCGGCGUGGCAAUCAUUGGCAGUGGUCUCUUUGCGAAAGAGCAGCAUCUACCCGCCGUCCAAGCUGCCUCAAACUUCCAUCUCAAGGCUAUCUAUUCUCGGACCUUGAAGUCAGCCCAGGACCUCGCUAGCGGCACAUCUGAAGUUGAUCUCUACUCGGAAGACUCAGGCUCCAGCAAGUCCUACACCGAUCUACUGGCUCGUUCAGAUAUCGGCGCUGUGAUUAUUGCCCUUCCCAUCCUGGUUCAGCCGGAAUUCAUUCGGAAAUCAUUGCUCGCCGGUAAGCAUGUCUUGUCCGAGAAGCCUAUCGCUAAGGAUAUCGCCACUGCCCAAGAACUUUUGAACUGGUACAAGAGUAAUAUCGACACCAGUAAGGUCUUCUGGGCCGUCGCCGAGAACUUCCGUUAUAUCACAAAGUUCCUCUUCGCGGCAGAGCAAGUUCAAAAACUGGGCAAGGUCCAGAAUUUCCGCGUCAACGUUCACAGCCUGAUGGAUAAAGAGAACAAGUACUUCCACACCGCCUGGCGCAAGACCCCUGAAUACCAGGGUGGAUUCCUUUUGGACGGUGGUGUGCACAUGACUGCUGCGCUGCGCCUGAUUCUAGGCCCCACGGAGCGUCUUAGCAUUCUGUCGGCGCAGUCGCAGCUGCAAAAACCAUUCCUGCCACCCGUUGAUACAGUGGAUGCCGUCGCGAAGACUAAAUCUGGUGCUACGGGCGUUAUCUCUUUGUCGUGGGGAUCGUCAUUUAAUGACCAGAUUUUCGAGUUUGCUUGCGAGAAAGGUGUCGUCACCUUGAACUUCGAUGAUGUGACAGUUAAUGGCGAGAAGCACCAUGUGGAGUUUGAUGGCAGGGGCGUUGUGCCAGAGGUUGCGGCGUUUGCAAACUCAAUUGUGAAUGGAAAACCUGACAGCAGACAGUCUCCUGAGGAAGCAUUGGCGGAUCUUGAGAUCUUGGAGCAGAUGUUGCGGAGUGGCGAGAAAGAUGGCGAGAGGAUGGUCGCCGCUAAGCAGCACAUCCCUAUCGUGAAGAAGCGCACGAACCGCUUCAACCGUCACCAGUCUGACCGGUUCAUGCGCGUUGGCGCCUCGUGGCGCAAGCCCAAGGGUAUUGAUAACUGCGUCCGUCGCCGUUUCAAGGGCCAGAUGGCCAUGCCCUCCAUCGGUUUCGGUUCCAACAAGAAGACCCGCCACAUGAUGCCCUCCGGCCACAAGGCUUUCCUCGUCCACAACACCAAGGACGUUGAGCUCCUCCUCAUGCACAACCGCACCUUCGCUGCUGAGAUCGGCCACGCCGUUUCUUCCCGCAAGCGUGUCGAGAUUAUUGAGAAGGCCAAGGCUCUCGGUGUUAAGGUCACUAACCCCAAGGGCCGUGUCACCACCGAGGCAUAAAUGGAAUAAACCCAGUUUGUUUCCUUUUCAUUGGGAUUGGUGCACGAGGUCAGGGUUUUUGUAUGGCGAUACUACCUCUCUGGCGAUAACGAAAUUUAAGGAUUGUGCAUGGCAUGUCCGGCUCGGGCCUUGUCAUAGUGCCGGGCGCUGUGAAGCGAGAGAAUUGUUCUCUGAAAUGACAACAAAAAUUGCAAAAAUCCUUUUUGGUUCCAAGAUA
Penicillium psychrosexuale is the source of this 1612-nucleotide messenger RNA. RefSeq lists its product as uncharacterized. Gene Ontology annotation, molecular function: oxidoreductase activity; structural constituent of ribosome; nucleotide binding. Lineage: Eukaryota; Fungi; Ascomycota; Eurotiomycetes; Eurotiales; Aspergillaceae. Bases 1 to 1395 code for a protein of 464 amino acids. Gene Ontology annotation, cellular component: cytoplasm; ribosome. Gene Ontology annotation, biological process: NADPH regeneration; translation. The transcript has 8 exons. The record is from RefSeq and is a predicted model, not a curated record.